Messenger RNA from Momordica charantia (bitter melon), 936 nucleotides. RefSeq names its product Ribosomal protein L7Ae/L30e/S12e/Gadd45 family protein. NCBI's taxonomy places the organism in Eukaryota, Viridiplantae, Streptophyta, Magnoliopsida, Cucurbitales, Cucurbitaceae. The record is from RefSeq and is a predicted model, not a curated record.
UAGUGUCCUAUACAAAUCACGUUACUUCAAUCGAAUUUUAAAUUAGCCGCGAGUUCGUCGAGUUCCAGUAGGGUGUUCGUCGAAUUGGAGAAGGCCACUGCCUUCGGAGGAAGUAUUCGGUUAUGGGAAAGAAGGCGAAAUCUUCUGCUAACGCUCAAGUCGUACGAUCCAAGCUUCACCAAGAUUGCUAUGAAGGCCAACGUCUCGAUGAGUUGCUACAGUCGAUUCAGAGGGAGAUAAAGAGAGCAAGACUUCUGAAUGCGGAAUCCUUGCCGGCAAAAAUUUGGCUUAAGAAACAAUUUGCAGUUGGAGUUAAUGAGGUUACUAGAGUUCUUGAACGGAUGACGCCAAGUGGAGAUUCUGCUCGCAUAAUGAACCCUAAUUAUAAGGCGUGUACAGUCAGGCUUCAGGCUAUACUGUUAGCAGGUGAUUGCAACCCUCGAUGGCUGACAAACCAUCUCCCAACCUUGGCCUUGUCUAGGAACGUACCGUUGCUACUCAUGAAAGAUAAAGAAGGAUCUUUAAGGUUAGGUGAACUUGUUAACCUUAAAACAGCAAUUGCAAUUGGAAUAAAGGCGAAUGGGAGCCUUAUUAAUCAAUUGAUUGGUGAAAUUCUUCAAGGAACAGUAUCACUAAAAGUUUGAUGAGUACAACGAAAGUUGGGAUGUUGGUGUACAGUAGAAAUUAUACCAAAUAGAAGCAAAUUCUGGUCUCUCUUUCCCUCUAGCAGUAGAGAUUUUCUAGUUUUGUUAAUCAUGUGCGGUGGUCACUAUGGUAGGAAAGACAGUUCAUUCGGCUUGUAGUUGAAAAUUAUGCUGUCUUAUUAAGAAUGUUUGCAUGUGUCUGAGAAGCUGAAAUGGUAGUUACUUGUCAUUCAUUGAGUAUUUGGAUCAGAAUUUUGGCCUUGCAGUUUUAUGUGAAAAAGGCUUUAAUUAA